AUGUCUGGUCGUUUCGUGCGGGCGUCCAAGUAUCGGCACGUCUUUGGAAAAUCGACGCGCAAGGAGUUUUGCUACGACAAUCUGCACAUCAGCCGCAAUGCCUGGGACACCAACCUGGUCAAGGUCAACCCCUCGUAUCUCUCGGUCAACUGGGACGCCUCGGGCGGCGGUGCUUUUGCCGUCGUCCCCUUGAACGAGAGGGGCAAGCUGCCCGACCAGAUUCCCCUGUUUCGCGGCCACACCGCUGCCGUCCUCGACACCGACUGGAACCCCUUCAACGACCGCAUCAUUGCCUCCGCCUCCGAGGAUGGAAAGGUCUUCAUCUGGGAAGUCCCGCGCGACUUUACCCUCUAUACCGACGCCGAGGAAAUCGUCGACGUGUCGCCCGUGACCAAGCUGGGCGGCCAUUCCAGGAAAGUCGGCCAGGUCCUCUUCAACCCCGCAGCCGAAAACGUCCUCGCCUCCGCCUCGGGCGACUUCACCAUCAAGAUCUGGGACGUGGCCACUGGCCAGGCACCCCUCACCCUCAAGCACGGCGACAUUGUUCAGAGCCUGUCGUGGAACGCCGCCGGCAGCAUGCUCGUCACGACGUCACGCGACAAGAAGAUUCGCGUCUGGGACGUCCGCCAGGAAAAGCCCGUACACGAGGCCCAGGGCCAUACCGGAGCCAAGAACAGCAGGGUCGUCUGGAUGGGCGAGCACAACCGCUUCGCCACCACCGGCUUCUCCAGGAUGAGCGAGCGCCAGAUUGGCCUCUGGGAGCCCGGGAGGCCCGAGCCCAUUGGGGGCUUCACCAUGCUGGACUCCAUCUCGGGCGUCUGCAUCCCCUUUUACGAUGACGGCUCCAACUGCCUGUACCUUGCCGGAAAGGGCGAUGGCAACAUUCGAUACUACGAGUACGAAAACGACAAGUUCGAGUACCUCAGCGAGUACAAGUCUCCCGAUCCUCAGCGAGGUAUCGCUUUUCUCCCCCGGCGCGGCAUCAAUGUUCACGAAAACGAAGUCAUGCGGGCGUACAAGACGGUCAACGACACCUACAUCGAGCCCAUUUCCUUCACGGUGCCCCGUCGCGCCGAGACGUUCCAGGCCGACAUCUUCCCCCCCGCAAUUGGUACGAAACCAGUCGCCAACUCCAAGGACUGGCUCGACGGCAAGACGGGCAUCCCCGCCAAGAUUGACUUUGAGAGCAUCUACGAGGGCGGCGCACCCAAGGAAAUCCCGUCAGACUACAAGCCGCCGCCCGCUCAACCGACGCCCGCCGCCGCCGCGAGGCCGGAGCCCAAGAAGGAGGAGGCUCCGAGGGAGGUGCCCAAGCCUGCGGCUGCGGCCACGCGAGGGCCUCCACCUUCCAUGCAGGAGCAAAAGGGGUCCAUGGCUGCCAUGGCGAGCAAGUUCCAGGAUGACGAAGGGGGUGUGGCCGAGGAUGACGACGAGACAUCCAGCUUUGAGGAGGUCUCUCGACCGGCGCAGCGGACCCCUGUGCCCGCUCGUUCGGAACCCAAGGCAGCCGCCUCGCCCCCCAGGAGUCACCCCGCGCCGACGCCCGCUCCUGCGAGGCCCUCGUCGCCCGUCAAGACAUCAACGGCCACGUCCUCCAACGGCGUUGAAUCGUCCCUUGACCAGAUCAAGUACAUGAUUGAGAACCAGACCAAGAUCAUCAGCGCGCAAAACGACAGGAUUGGACACCUGGCCGCCGAGGUGGAGUCGCUCAAGAAGAAGGUGAGCUGGACUUCUCAGGACCAGAGCGAGCGCAUCAGGCAGUUGGAGCUGGAGCUGGAGGAGGCUCGGUCGUGA
Hirsutella rhossiliensis is the source of this 1794-nucleotide messenger RNA. Its product is annotated as type of WD40 repeat domain-containing protein. The coding region runs from base 1 to 1794 and encodes 597 amino acids. Gene Ontology annotation, biological process: actin filament organization. Gene Ontology annotation, molecular function: actin filament binding. NCBI's taxonomy places the organism in Eukaryota, Fungi, Ascomycota, Sordariomycetes, Hypocreales, Ophiocordycipitaceae. The record is from RefSeq and is a predicted model, not a curated record. The transcript has 8 exons.